GUCAAUUGUUCUACUCACUGGGGGACAAAAAAAAGGGCCUGGGAUGAAAUGAUGCAUGCCAAGGAUCUGUGAAAACAGCAGAAGCUUUUAUUUAGCUCUCAAGACAGUGUCAAUAAGAGAUUGAACAUUAAUACAGCCCAAUUUCCUGAGGAAAUGGCUUGCCUGUUGUACACUGAGUAUGAAGAGAAAAUUCGUCCUUACAUUGACCUCAAUGACUCCCUGAGAGAAUUGGGCUUAGAUAAGGACUUACCGUUACCCAGCAUCGCGGUGAUUGGAGACCAGAGCUCGGGGAAAAGCUCAGUACUGGAGAUGCUUUCGGAGGUGGCCCUUCCCAGGGGCACUGGUGAGAAACCUCGGUGCCCCCUUGAGUUGAAACUGAAGAAUGGGGAGAAAGGAUUGCCUUGGAAAGGACAUUUACGUUAUCGAGAUUCUUCAGUAACGCUGAACAGCCCACAUGACGUGGAAAAAGAAAUUAAGAUAGCCCAGGAACACUUAGCUGGAAUAACUGGGAUAAGUUCAGAACUGAUUAGCCCCCAAGUGGAAUCAUCUUGUGCUCCAAACUUGACCAUGAUAGACCUGCCUGGAAUCAUCAGGGUUCCCAUUGGUGACCAGCCACAGGAUAUUGGAUCCACGAUCAAAAAUCUCAUCAAUUCCUACAUUAGAAAAGAAGAAACUAUAAUUCUGGUAGUCAUCUCCUGUAAUGUGGACAUUGCUACCACAGAAGCAUUGAAAAUGGCGCAAGAAGCUGACCCGAAAGGGGAAAGGACACUGGGUGUUCUUACAAAACCAGACUUGGUUGACUAUGAUACAGAAAAAGAGAUUCUCAAAAUCAUCAACAAUCAAAUGGUCCCUCUACAAAAAGGUUACAUGCUCAUCAAGUGUCAUGGACAGCAUGAUCUAUUGGCAAAUACAUCCCUGGCUAGUGCAUUGGAGAAGGAAACUGAAUUUUUCAACAAGAAUAUUCAUUUUAGUCCACUGCUGGAUAAGAAAAUGGCAUCCUUCCAGCAUUUAUCUACUAGACUCACCAGUGAGCUCGUUGUACAAAUCCGGAAAUGUCUGCCUAGUAUUCAUGAGAAAAUUGGGAGCAAAAUAAAUGAGAUCACGAAACAUUUCAAUGAAAUGGGAGGGACAAUUCCAGAAGACACUAAAGCAAGAGUGCACAUUCUGACUAGCAAAAUCCUAACCUACUGUGAUGAACUCAUUAAUUUAGCAAUGGGAGAUUACAAAAAAGAAUAUAGCAGUGAGGUGAAGUUGCACCACUUUGCCAGGGAGAAAUUUGCGGAGUGGUAUAAGAAGCUGGAUGGAGUCAAAAUAAAGCUCGAUGAGGGAGCAAUGAACAUGGUCAAACAUCAUGAAAAACACUCUAAAGGGCGAGAGCUGCCUGGAUUCACCAAGUACAGAGUUUUCGAAGCUGUUAUCAGAGACCAGAUUCAGGAGUUGCUCGAGCCCUCUCUUGAAAUGAUGAAUGAAUUUUCAGCUAAAGUUGAGGCAGUGUGUAACACAUUGGCACUUCUAACUUUAGUGGUCUCCCAGUUUCAGUCAAUGAAAUUCAGGUUAAAAUCACUGAAAUCUGUCGCAAAAUGGAAAGUGAGGCAGAGCAAAUGAUUAGGACAAACUUUAAGAUGGAGGGAAUGGUUUUUGCACCGGAUGAAAUGUAUAGCUGCAGACUAAUGAAAUUUCAGUCACUAUCUCAGCAAAUGGGGAGGAACUCACAAAGAAAUUCAAACCUUGAUGUGCAGACCAUGGUUGUUCAUUUGCAAACCUAUUAUCAGAUUGCUAUAGAUCGAUUGAUCCAAAUGGUUCCCAUGGUGCUGAGAUAUUAUCUUGUCCACGAACUGUCUGCCCAGAUGAAGGUAGAGCUGGCUCAGUUAUUAUUCCACAGUAAGGAUGUGGAUGCUCUCCUUCAUGAGGAUAAUGAUACAGCAGCAAAACGAAGAGCUUUGAAGGUCAGCUUGGAUCGGUUGACCAAAGCACGGACUCUUCUGAUGAGCUAUUGAUUUUUUUUAAACUGAGCACAGAGUGUGAGAAUGAGGCAGUAGUGUAUGAAAGUGGCAUUGGAAUAGAGAUUCUGGCAGCAAUACAUGUCAUCUGGUGAGUGGGGUAGGUGGGAGGAGAUUACAUAGUCUUACAUUCUUGAUCUAAGCUAUGCUGUGCGGGAAACUCAUGAGCAGGGUCAGGUAUUUCCAUGUAAAUUGGGAGGUAUUUAACCCACCCAGGCCAAAAAGAAAAUGGGCUCCAGGUGGGCAGCAAAAGUAGCAUUGUGAGUGGCCAGGGAAUGACCCAUUCAUUAGACACAUAGAAAAUGUUUGGUAUUGAAGAGGAAACCCAUGAGGGAAAACUAAGGAUGACAAAUGUACUGGAGGAGGGAUGGAUGAAGAUAGGAUUAUUUUAUAUUAAAAUAUGUAUUUAUAUUUUACUUUGAUAGAAUAGAUAGGGAGAAUCUGUUUCCACUAACAGAAGAGGGUUGAGGGGGCAAAAUGACCUACUCUUAUUAAAGUUAUGAGGUUUAUAAGAUUGUAAUAUUUUUGGGAUUGUAUCUUGUAAUUUAAGGUAAAUGAAGUGGGUCAUAUGACCUGUUCUGACAGUAAGUCCUGGGUGGUUUGAUUGUUAGAGAUUAAAGGAGGGCUCAGAUUGUUUUAGAGAUAAGAAAGUGCAAGGUACUUACACUUCAAACAAUGGCAGGAGUCUCUUGAGUAUAUCAGGAGUAGACCCAAAGUUGUUAUGCUGUAAAUUAUCCACUUACUUCUAAGAUGGAAGUAAGUUGGGAUCAAGGAUAGCUGAAUAGCAUUUCUACCUAAAUACAGGCUAAGGUGUUUCAUGUUGCCAUGGGCAAGAGGGCAUGGAAAGCCAUUUUUGAGAUCAGGCUACAGGCUUCCCUCUAAAUCUUUUAAUAUCACAGACAGCAGCUAUCUGAGAGGCAGAGAGUGGGAGAUAGAGGCAGCUUGUCCUGCACUUGAAGCAGAAAAAAUACUGACUCUGUUGUUCGCAAACAGAACAUAGGGGGUGACCAUGUGCUCAGAUUGAAGAGGCCGGAUUUGUGAGGAUUUAACAGAGGCUGGAAGAUUCAUCUAGCUUGGGUUGGAGGGAAUUAAUCUACAGUGUAACCCUCACAGUGGAAGUCAGUUCUGGGAUCAGAGGUUGCCCAGCUAGAAAAAAUAAAAAGGAAGCAAUCUAUCAGGAGCUGAGAAUAAGUUUAGACUAGUUUCUGGAGGCUGAAGUGUCCACUUAAAGGACAAUAUAACAUCUAAUGGGAAGUUUUUGGUUGUGCUAGAUAUUAACUGGGGAAUCUCUUUUCUGUUGUUUAAAGUAUAAGUUGCCUACAAAAAGAAAAUUGUGUUUAUUCAAUAGUGUUUGUUCAAUAAUUUGUGACAGUAAAACAUUUAAAACUUGAAA
Molecule: messenger RNA, 3393 nt
Organism: Carcharodon carcharias (great white shark)
Lineage: Eukaryota; Metazoa; Chordata; Chondrichthyes; Lamniformes; Lamnidae
Product: interferon-induced GTP-binding protein Mx-like
Exons: 13
Coding region: 154-1605 (483 amino acids)
Cellular component (GO): cytoplasm; membrane; microtubule
Molecular function (GO): microtubule binding; GTP binding; GTPase activity
Source: RefSeq, a predicted model, not a curated record